Macrobrachium nipponense is the source of this 5509-nucleotide messenger RNA. Its product is annotated as lysocardiolipin acyltransferase 1-like. Lineage: Eukaryota; Metazoa; Arthropoda; Malacostraca; Decapoda; Palaemonidae. Gene Ontology annotation, cellular component: endoplasmic reticulum; endomembrane system. The coding region runs from base 131 to 1345 and encodes 404 amino acids. The transcript has 9 exons. Gene Ontology annotation, molecular function: acyltransferase activity. Gene Ontology annotation, biological process: phosphatidylinositol acyl-chain remodeling. The record is from RefSeq and is a predicted model, not a curated record.
ACAGCAGGCCUCCGAGGAACGCGGUUGAGAGGGCAGUGAGUGUUCCCUUGGCUUUCACGUUUCCGCCCCUUUUCAAACUAUUUAAAGGAGUGUUCUCCCGAAUCACGUGUGCCGCCCUGAGCUCGACGGCAUGGGCGACGCCAGCGGAGGAGGAGUCGACGAAGUAACCGACUCCACAUCGAGGCUGGAGCGCCCCAGGAGCCUCGAUGUGAAUGGCAUAGACCUAGAGGAAAAAGUCGGCUGGCAGGGGUGGUUCCGGGGCAUCAGCUACACCCUCCUCUGGUACGGCUCCAUCAUGAUGGGAUUCUAUUCUCUCUACUGCCCCGUCCUGCCGCUGCUCCUCAUCAACAGGAAAGUCUACAGGAGGGCGACUGAGGUCAUCUUCACCAUGUGGGAGAGUUUCGCUGUGGCCCUGUUGGAGGUGAUCUACGGCGUGAAGUUCUACAUGUCCGGCGACGUCAUUCGACCCGGGGAGAGAUCCAUCCUCCUCUUGAACCACCGCAAUCGCCUGGACUGGAAUUUCUUCUGGGGCGCCCUGGCUCACGCCUCUUCCCCUCCCGCCCAUAACUGCAAGAUCGUCCUCAAGUCGGGCAUUCGCAAGUUUCCCGGGCUGGGAUGGAUUAUGCAAAUGAGCUGCUAUCUGUACAUCCAUCGUCGAUGGGAGGAAGACCAGAAGCUCAUGUCGAAUAUCCUAGAUUACUACAGGGACAUUAAACAUACAUUCCAGGUUCUGCUUUUCCCUGAGGGAACCAAUCUGACGACAGAAACGAAGAAGAAGAGUGACGAGUUCGCCACGAAAGCUGGUCUCCCCUCUCUCAACAACGUUCUUCAUCCCCGCACAACUGGGUUCACCUAUCUCGUAAAUAAGCUAAGAAACGGCGAUCAACUAGAUGCUGUCUACGACAUCACAGUGGCCUACCCCAAUACUCUACCCCUGACUGAGCUGGAUGUGCUGAGAGGGAGACUGCCCGAAGAAGUUCACUUUCACAUCAAAAGGCAUCAUGUCAGCUCACUGCCGGCAACAGACGAGGGUUUGAAAUCCUGGCUGGCUGGCGUCUGGGCUGAGAAGGACGAACUCCUGAAGAUCACAUUGAGCCAAGGGCAUUUUCCAGGCUGUGCCACAACUCUUUCUCACCCUCCAGUCAACGCUUCCUACCUCUCUAUUCUCUUCUGGUUUCCACUCACUUUUGGUAUGGGUUACUUAUUAUGUACCUGGUGGGUUGUGCAGCUGUGGUGCCUCACUUUCACCAUCUUCUUUGUAGUGAUUUCUGCUGCAACCAAUGGCCUUCAACAUUUUGAAGUCUGGCUGUACAGAAGACAAACCCAAAAUAAAAAAUCAGAGUGAACUUCGAAUGGAAUCAGAUUUUAGCUGUGUGAUAUUUAUGUUGUCAUGAAACCAGUCAGUUUCAUGUGCCAUGAUCGAUGAAAAAUAUUGACGAAGUUAGAUUAGAAGCGAUGGAGGCUAUUAGGAAAGUGCUCCAGCAAAGAAAUAUCUGGUCUUGACAGAAACAUAUUUUCCAUUUUAUGCAGUUUACUUUAACUGCUUUUCAUGGUGGAAAUUCAAGCUGACUUUUUUUCUUAUAUGUAUUCCAACUUGGAGUAUCUUGCGGGAUCUUUUUUUAUAUUCUUCAGUGACAGUGGAAAACAUUUUUCAGUUUUAAAUAGACUGUAUAAUCAUAAAUAAUAGAAAGUGGGACCAAGAUUUAAUGAAUGAUAGUAUGCCAUUAAUAUCAGCCACUUCUAAUGGCAUAAAAAAUAAUAAUAAAUAAAUAAAUCAGGAAAAAAGGCAAGAUAUCUAACAUAGAACAAAAUCCAGAGAAUGGUUUUGGUAUAAUUGGAUUGUCUUCUCACCACUUACUGCAGUUCAAGUCAGUCAGGCAGUGAUGCAUAACACUUUCGAGGAAUAUUAAAGCCUUUCUUCAAUUUAUAUACAACACUAUCAAUGAUUUCCAUAACAACAUUUCAAGUGCUACAAUGAGCAGAUGGAAAGACCUCUUGUAACAGGCAUUGUGAUACCAAGGUACCUCAGAACACAGGAAAGGUUAUAACAAAGGUAAUUUCUGUUAAUAUCUUGUUCCAGUGUCAAUUACUGAUAGGACUUUAGUUUUCUUGGUAUGAAUUUAUGUAUUCUCAAACCCUUUAUAAUAAAUAGCCAUUUCUAUACAAGGCUAAACAUUCAGGAAAGAUGCUUCUUAUAUAGAACAUAUGUACUAACAUCUUUUGGAGUCACUCAGGAAAAGCAGUAAUGCUCUAAGACAAACCCAGAAAUACAUAGGAUGUUCAUUCACUCAGCUUGCUUAUAUGUACUUCACUAUCACAGUAUUUGAUAGCUUUCAGAAAUAUUUGUUUUACUGAAAACAGUAAGUUUGUACUGUUGACAUAGAGUACAAAUAAUCAAAAGAUUAACAAAACAGACUCUAUGAAGACCAGCGUUCUCUUUUAAGAAGUGCAGCCAUUUCUAUUUCGUUCACAUCAAGAGGAAAAAUAAAGAUUUGGCUCAUGCUACAACACACCUUACGUGGUACUGAAAACAGGGAGGAACCACUUUAUAUAUUCAGGUACAUUUAAUUUCCCUUGCUUUUCUCUAUUCAGUAAGUGACCUUACGCUAUCCUCACUAAUGGUAAAAGAAGUGCCAUAAUCCCUGAAUAAUACUUGCCAGAAUUAACCUCUAAACUAGAGGGUGAACUUCAAUUAUACAAAUUUCUUGCUUGAUCAUUUCAAAACUAUGAAGCACUUUUGUGCCUUCUUAUUCACUGGCAAGUAUUCACAUGGAAAGUCCACAAAGGCAACUUCCAACGAACAGAAAGUCCAAGUGUGAAACACGAGAAAUGAUGACAUAAGGAAUGAUAACGAGAAACAAACCAUGAAAUAAAUGUUAAAAAAAAACUUUGGACCUUUCCUAUAUAGUGACCCCCAUGGGUUUUCAACGACUGUUAUCUAGGACUAACAUUCCUUGGUGGUCAUUACCUUUAUAUUUACAGUCUUUAGUUCAUGUUUCUACAGUAAUCACCAAUGGGCUUGUACUAAACACAUCGCAAAGGUGGGUACAUACUGGGUUAAAAUUCUUGGAGGGUCACUACCUAGGAAAGAUCCCAAACUUUAGAUAUGACAGUAUUAUAACUUAUACACAAUUGGGAGGGUUGACAGCUGGUUUAUUUACACUAAAUAGAAUGCAGACCUGUACCAAAGAUAUUUGCUAAUGGUGUGAUGAAUGAGUGACAUCAAGGUAACUGUAAGUGUUUAUAUUUGUAUAUGAGUGUGAUGUUUUGUGUGCUUUGACUGAUUGCUCAUAAGUGUAAGGGUCUUCUUGUGAAUUCUAUGCUUUAUAUAUAUAUAAAGAAAGCAAAAUGUAUUUCUCUGUUCUUGACGUUAUAUAAGAGUAAAACCCAUUACACGAUGACAUUCCUAUUACAGUUUGUGUGUGUUUUUUUUUAAGCAAAUAUAAGUACACCCAAUACAUGUGUGUCUAACAUGAAAAUGCUGCAACAAACUGUGAAACAAUUUGACAAGAUUCAAAGUUUAUUUAUUGUAAAAGAAAACUUUAUUCAUUGUAAAAGUAAAACAUUUUGCUUCAUUACUGCAGAUUGUUAGUCUAGUUUUUAGACUUUCCCGUCUGUUUUAAAAAAUUUACAAAUUUGUAUUUGUAAGGAAACUGUAAAUUGCAUUAAGUUUGAUUAGAAUAUUUUAUUCUUGGUAUGAUUAUACUUUUAAAUAAAUAUAUAUAUACAGGAAGUCACUGGUUAUCAGCAGGGGUUCCGUUCUGAUGGUUUGAUGAUAAGCGAAAAUCGCCGAUAACCAGAUUUUGGCACCUAUGACUGGUUAAUGGGCACAUCUGUUAGAUAUGUAUCUGCACCCAUAUGCUAUUAUCAGUGCUAAUGGGAAAUUGGCACAUUUUGGUGCUGAAAAUUAGACCAGUUUUAUCUGGUUUUAUGACGUAGCGUCAUAAAACCAGAUCCCCGAUAACCAGGGACUGUCUAUAAUAUACAUAUACACAUACUAGUAUAUAUAAUUGGUAAAAACAAUAUAUUAUCACUGGAAAAACUUAACAACUCUGGAGAGUUAAGUAUAAAUGGCCAGCCCUCGUUACUAGUCAAAAAUAAUGUGGUUAGUGCUUUAUAUAACCUCUGGGUAUAAAAUGAGUGCCUUUUGAGAAAUAUUUUGUCAUACAAUACACAAAAUGUGCCAAAAGUUUAAGAGGAGUUCUUGAAGAAGUAGUUAGGCAUUUGAUACCAUUUUCCCCCCAAAAAGGAUUAGCCUCAUAUUUUGUAUCAAAGACAGAAGUGAAGCCAUUGUUUAGUGACUGUCUCAUCUGAAUGCUAUACAUGUAGUGAAUUUACCUAAGCCCUUAAAAUUUAGUUCUAAGUCAGUUAUGUAUUCACAGUGUAUUAAUGAUGAUAAAUUCAGAAGCAUGGUAUCAUGCAGGUAAAAAAUAUAAUGUAACCAUGCAUUUGAGAACUAGAGCGUUUGUUCAGUCACAGCAUGGCUAGUCACCACCAUUUCUUCCAUGGAAAAUAUUACCAUCCUAAUUGAAUACACGAGAUGAGAUAUCUCAAAGCUACUAUGAGCAUUACAUCCCCAAAUUUAAGGUUAGAAUUUGAACAUUACUGACUUGCAAUAUUCUGAAGCAGUCAUUGUACAUUACAGAUAACUUUAAGCAUUUUAAAAUUUCUUUGAUAUUUUUGGGUAGGUUUCUAUUAAGGGUGUCAAAAGGGUUAAAAUAAAAUGUAUAUACUAGCAAAAAUUCUGUAAGGUAGAGACCAGAAUUAAGUAUGGAAAAUACUUGUUUUCUGACAAGUUUUUCCCAUCCAAGAUUUUGUAAUGUAUAUCUAAAAAAACACUUAAUAAUUGAAAAAUAUAUAAUCUUGAUCUUUAAUGAUUCUUUUGUUUUCAGGAGUUCUGCAACAACGAUUAAAAUUACAUUUUACUAUUGUAGUAAACCAGCAGAAUUGACAUAUAUUACCUUACAUAAUAUGCCAAAAGCUUAAUAUAGUACUACUGCUAUUUUGUUAUGGUUAUAAAAGAAUGCCAUUCACUCGGGUAAACUUAUUGUGCUGAAAAUUCCUUUUAAAAUUUGCUGUUAAUCUAUUUGGGUUACAAUUUUUACAUACUAAAAUGUUGAUUUAACAUAUUUACAGAACUGAUUAUGAAAACUAUUUAUAAUACUACCCAAAAGCUGAUGGUUAAGUGAAAUUUUGUCAUUCAAUACUUUUAAUACAAAAAAUAAUGAUAAUAAAUUCUUGUCUAAUGGCACAGGACUGUACAUUGAUGUUGGUGUCCAGCAGCAAUAUUCUAAUUUAUUACUACACUACUAUGGUAACAAGUUUACAAAGCUAAGCUUUGACAAUGUAUUUAGAUUAUACUUAAUUCAUGAACAUACUGCUGUACUUCAUAGGCAAGCCUUUUCUUGGAGGGGCACAGAAUUGUAUAUUACUUGUGGAAAUAUUAGUAACAUUUCAUAUACCAAAUGCUUAUAAAAGUAUUUUACAAGUAUAAAUUAAAUUUAAAACA